Molecule: messenger RNA, 16601 nt
Organism: Myripristis murdjan (pinecone soldierfish)
Lineage: Eukaryota; Metazoa; Chordata; Actinopteri; Holocentriformes; Holocentridae
Gene: bsna
Product: bassoon presynaptic cytomatrix protein a
Biological process (GO): protein localization to synapse; presynaptic active zone assembly
Cellular component (GO): axon; glutamatergic synapse; GABA-ergic synapse
Molecular function (GO): structural constituent of presynaptic active zone; metal ion binding
Source: RefSeq, a predicted model, not a curated record
AUGGGAAGCCCCAAGCCCGGCAUGCAACAGGGAGGCUAUGGAGGAGGAGGGAUGGGAGGCGGGAUGGGAGGAGGCGGGAUAGGAGCAGGAAUGGGCAGCGGAGGAGGAAUAGGAUCACGAGCCGGGGAGCCAUACCGCCUGGCCACCCACGAGAGCCCGACUCCCCAGAGACAGAUGCAGGGCCAAGGCCCCGGGAUGGGUCACGGUCCCGCAGGAGGCCCCGGGGGCCACGGGGUUCAGAGCGGCCAAAGCCCCGGCCAGCACGCGUCCCGUCGAAACCUCCAGGUCGACUUCACCGGCUCGGGCGGCUCCCGAACGGGCCGGUCUCCCUCGGUGUCUCCGGACCGCGGCGUGACGCCCACCUCGCCCUACUCGCUGCCCCAGAUCGCGCCCAUGCCGAGCAGCAAGCUGUGCCCGGUGUGCACGACCACGGAGCUCACCAACCCGCCGGCUGUACCCAACUACAACACCUGCACCCAGUGUAAGGCCACCGUGUGCAACCAGUGUGGCUUCAACCCCAACCCACACCUGACAGAGGUCCAGGAGUGGUUGUGUCUGAACUGUCAGAUGCAGAGGGCUCUGGGCAUUGACAUGACCACACCUCGCUCUAAGAGCCAGCAGCAGAUUCACUCUCCAUCCCACCAAGCCAAGCCCAUUGCCCAGCCUCAACAGCCCGUGUCCCAGCCCUCACAGCAGCCGGCUCAGCCCAAACCACUGGCACACAGUCAGCCGACCCAGCCGCAACAGCAGCCCCAGUCUCAACCGUACGGCCAGGCGCAGCCCUACUCCCAACCCCAGCCUUACCCCCAGUCUCAGCAGUACCCUCCCUCCCAGACCCAGCAGUACCCUCCGUCUCAGUCUCAGCCCCAGCAGUACCCUCCCUCCCAGCCCCAGCAGUACCCCCCAUCCCAGCCCCAGCAGUACCCUCCAUCCCAGCCCCAGCAGUACCCUCCGUCCCAGCCCCAGCAGUACCCUCCAUCCCAGGCUGGGCCCAAACCUCACUCACAAGCUCAGCCUCAGGCGUCUCCAGGCCUCCAGAGACACCCAGGCCCUGGCGGGCCCCAGACCCAGACAGGGCCUUCUCAGCAGGGAAUGAGAUCUGACUCGUAUUCCCAGAGAGGUCCUGGAGGUAGCGCCAGCCAGCCCGGCGGCCCAAGGAUCCCCCACCCAGGUGCUGUGCCCCUCCCAGGGCUGACCAAGGCGCCCUCUCAGCCCGAGCUGACCCGAGGCUCUCCAAUGCACCAAUCCACCGCACGGCACCAUGACCAGACCAGAAGUGCCGGUUCCUCCCCAGCCCACCGGCCUCAAAGCCAGGCCCCUCCGCCGGCCCAGGAUGGCCUGACCAAACUGUUUGGGUUUGGGGCAUCGCUGCUCAACCAGGCUAGUACUCUAAUCAACGUAGACCCUCUGCCCACUGCCUCCACCCAGCCAAGUCCUGCCCGAGGCAAGGUGGUCUUCAGUAAUGCAACCCCAGACAACAGGCAGCAACAACAUGGGGCCCCUGGUACCAAGCCUUUUGGGAUGGGUGGCCCUCAUGCUCCAACUCAGAUGGGAGGCCCGCAUGCCCCAAGCCAAAUGGGGGGCCCUCAUGCUCCAACCCAAAUGGGGGGCCCUCAUGCUCCAACCCAAAUGGGUGGCCCUCAUGCUCCAACCCAAAUGGGAGGCCCUCAUGCUCCAACCCAAAUGGGUGGCCCUCAUGCACCGAGCCAAAUGGGAGGUCCCCAAAUGGGCGGUCCUCAUGCACCAACUUCGAAACAACAGCAACAGCAACCAACGCACCACCCACAGCAACAGCAGUCACCCAUGCAUCACCAAAAAGGACCACAGCAACAACAAGCACAGCCGCAUCAGCAAUCGCCUGCGCAUCAACAAAAAGCGCUGCAGCAGCAGCAGCAGGAGCCCGUGGCGGCCCCUGUCGCCCCUCCGGAGCCUGAGAAACCGAAAGUGAACUGCCCACUGUGUAAAACAGAGCUGAACAUCAACAGCUCCGAGCCGCCCAACUACAACACCUGCACCCAGUGUCACAGCCAAGUGUGUAACCUGUGUGGCUUCAAUCCCACGCCACACCUGGUGGAGAAAAAGGAGUGGUUAUGUCUGAACUGCCAGACCCAGCGGCUGCUGUCCGGAGGCGGCCUGGACGAUCCCCCGCUUCCUGUUCCCCAUCCGUCGCCCAAGCACCAGCCGAUGGGCUCACCCCGCCACCAGGCGCUGGCCAGUCAGCAAAGCCCGGUCCACAAAGCCACCAGUCAGCAGGGGCCCAAGCCGACCCAGCCCCAGUCCCAGCCGCAGAAACCCCAGACAGGGACAGGCGUGAGCGGCCCGUUCGCGCCCACGGCUGCCAAGCAACCGACCGACACAAAGACCACGACGCCUGCGCCAGCCCCGGCCCCUGAAACGCAGAAACAGCCGAAACCAACGGAGGACAAGCCCAAGACGGAGCCUGAGAGCCAAACUGCCAAAGAAACCAAACUGUCCCAGAAGAAGGGAGAGCAGAUUACGCCCAUCAAGGAGAUUAAGAAGUCCAGACACUAUGAUGACACGAAGAACAACAGCAGCCAUGACUUGUCACGUAGCCCCCAAAGCCUCAGUGACACAGGCUACUCCUCAGAUGGCAUCUCCAGCUCCCACAGUGAAAUCACAGGCCUCAUCCAGGAGGAGGAGAUGAAGCUGAGUGAGAGGGGCAUCAGUGGGCGAGGUUCCCCACCCAGCCCAUCUGAAAUCACAAAGCUGGAAAGUUCCAUGAGGCCUCUGCUAGAGAAGAGCCUCUCCGAAGAGAAGAUGGACAGAAGGGGACGAAAACACAGAGACAGGGAUCUGGAUGACCGAGGGAAGCAGCGGCCACGGUCCCUGUCAAUCACACCAGAGGCAUACGACUCAGAUGAGGAAUUAGAGGAUAUACUGGAGGAAGAGGAGGAUGGAGGAGAGUGGGAGGGUAAACGUAAGGAAGGAAAGGAAGAGAAGAAGGAGAAGAAAAAGAAGGAGAAAGAUGCGGAGCCUACAGAGAUGACAGAUGAGGAGUUCAUGAGGAGACAGAUAAUGGAGAUGAGUGCUGAUGAAGAAAACGAAGAAGAGGAGGAGGAGGAAGAAGAGAUGGAGGAAGAGGAGGAUGAUGAAGAUGAAGGAUAUGGCUACCAGAAACCCAAGAAAAGCCACCAUAAGCACAUCAUCUCCGACUCAGGGAAAGAGAAACGACGCCUUCAGCACCACUCCAGCAGUUUUGAGGAGGAAACCAAGAGCUCUACCGAUGUGUACAAGGGUUCAGCAGAGGAGGGCGAGGAAGAUGUGAUGGCAUCACAAGGAGGCCUGAGGCGCUUCAAAACCAUUGAACUCAACAACACCAACAGCUACAGCCGAGACAUGGAGCUGGGCAAUGAAAAUGACCUGAGCCUUGACCGAGAACCAGAACUAGAGAUGGAAAGCUUGACGGGAUCUCCUGAGGAGCGAUCCAGGGGUGAUUACUCCUCCACUCUGCCACCCACCUCAUCCUCCUAUGGCUCAGGCCAGUCUCCCACUUCCAUUUCCUCCAUGGAGGAGGAUAGUGACAGCAGCCCAAGCAGGAGGCAGAGACUGGAGGAGGCUAAGCAGCAGAGAAAAGCACGCCACCGUUCCCACGGCCCUCUCCUCCCUACCAUUGAAGACUCCUCAGAGGAGGAUGAGCUGAGAGAGGAAGAGGAGCUUCUCAGAGAGCAAGAGAAGAUGAGAGAGGUGGAACAACAGAGAAUAAGGAGUACAGCCCGGAAGACGAAGAGGGACAAAGAGGAACUGAGGGCUCAGAGGCGCAGGGAGAGGUCGAAGACACCACCAAGUAACCUUUCACCCAUUGAAGAUGCCUCCCCAACUGAAGAGCUGAGACAAGCUGCUGAGAUGGAGGAGCUCCAUCGCUCUUCUGCCUCUGAAUAUUCUCCACAGAGUCUGGACUCAGAGGCUGAGGGCUACGAGUCUAAACUCUACAAGUCAGGCAGCGAGUACAACCUUCCUACAUUUAUGUCUCUAUACUCCCCAAUCGAGAAAUCAUCAACCACAACAACUACCACGGCACCAUCCUCUACUUCCAAACCGCUGAAGAGUGCUGAGGAAGUAUAUGAGGAGAUGAUGAGGAAGGCAGAGAUGCUUCAGAAACAACAGAAACAACAACAGCAACAGCAGCAACAUGGGAGACAUGGGCAGUACUAUGAAGAGGACAUAAACGGACAGGGGUACGAUGAUGAAUAUGAAUAUGAACAAGACCAAACAGGAUAUGACAAUGAGGCAGUGGAGACGGAAACAGAUAUAUAUGAAGAGAUCCGCCAAACAUCUCAGAACAUCACCAAGAUGCAGCAGGCCACCGAUGAGCAAGUGGAGAUUGAGAUCGAGAGCUCCUACCCAGACAAACAGCUCUUAGACACAGGCUCAGCCUUUGCUAAACUGCUUGAACAAAGUAAUGCACUUCUGACCCCAGGAACCAGCCCCACACAGAUCUCAGCUCCUGUCUCCUUUGCUGAGACUGGAGGACGGAUCCCUGAUGUCCGAGUAACCCAGCAUUUCUCUGCCAAGGAUGGGCACAAAGACAGAAUCAAGAGCCAGGCAGGAAAGAAUGGAAUAACUCCAACAGUGGCCGCCACCACUAUUGCAGCCUAUGGAGUUUAUGCAAGAGAUGCAGUGACUAUUUCUCAAACUAGUUCGAGCCACACUAUUACAUCUACUCAGUCUGGUAUUUAUGGCAGGCAUACAGGAGGCCCUGCCACAUCCACUACUACAGUCUCCAGUGUAUGCAGCAAGAUUGCAGAGAUAACCCAGGCCUAUAGCCAGAGGGAGGUGAUCACUAGAAGGGUAGGGGAUACCAGGGGCGUUCAAGUUCGAGACAGCUCAACAUCUUCCACAGAGAGAAUUAUUGAGCCACGUUCUCCUAAGUACACUACGUAUUACAGGAGCACCAGUCCUCCUCUAUCUCCAUCACCACCACCACAGAGUCCUACCCGCUCACCCUCCAGAAGGGCCACAGCUGAGUUCUCUACGCAGACUUUGAGCUCUGGAUUAGGGAUGCAGUCUGGCUCUGGGCCCACAUCUCCAGUGAUGGCUCAGGCCACACAAACAUCACAUCGGGCAGUUUCCCCACGACUUUACCGGCAGCAGUCAUCCCAGGAUGCGCCAUACUCCCCACCCCCAAGCCCAGCACGACCGAUGACAGUCAAUACUGCCACUUCUCCUCUGUCCUCACCCACCCGUUUCAGCCGGCAAUCAACAUUUGAGACAUACUCCCCAAGCGCUAGCCCGCCAGACACCCCACCUUACCAGCAAUCACCAACACGCAGCUUUUACCGAACACAACGGGUGGAGAAAGUGAAUGUGGGAACCAGUAUGGUCACCACGGCCAGUAUUUAUAGCAGAGGUUCGAUGUCAAUGGAUAACAUCUCCCUCUGUCGUAUAUCCACUGUCCCAGGCACUUCCCGGGUAGAGCAGGGCCAGAUGAUCCAAGGAGGAAGUGUUGUGGACCUCAGAACAGUCACCAAACCAGCUCCAGUUAUCAUGACUGACCAAGGAAUGGAUCUCACCUCCCUGGCCACUGAAAGCAGGAAGUACCAUGGUGGAUCAGAGGGGAGCAGACACUCUACAAUUGUUCAGCCACUGAUUAUGAACCUGAAUGCCCAGGAAACUACCACACCAACCACUGUGAGUGUGACCGUAGCUGCCUCCAUGUUCAUGUCCCAGCCCAAACAGCCAACAGUCUACGGUGAUCCCCACCAGAACCGGGUGGAUCUUGGUCAGGGCAUGGGUUCGGCUGUGUGUCUGUCCCAGAACAAACCACCAAUUCCACCACCUACUGACCCAUCAAUACCAAAAAUUGAUGCCAAACUAGAAGACUUGAGUAUCCAACAGCAAGAGCUACAAAAACAACAAGAGAAGUUACAGAAGCAACAAGAGUUGCUUGAACAACAGCUGCAGCAGCACCAUCAGUUGCAACAGCAGCAGCAACAGGCAUCUGCCUUGGCCAGGUAUAAUCUCACUGGCCAGAUCUCACCUUUACUGAAGAAAGACCUGCUAGUUAGCCAGACAACGAAUGCCUCAGCUGUGGUCAGUGCCAUAUCCCCGGCUGUUAAUCCUGAGUUAUUUGGCACUGGUCCAGUCGAGCUUAAAGGGAAGCCCACUCCUCCUGGUGUGAUGAAUCUGUCAGGGGACAAAUCACCCCAUAGUGUGGUGGUACAGAUGGAUGGAGGCAUGGGGCAGGGUGGAGCUGUGACCCAGCUAGUGAAAGUAGAGGAAGGGCAGGAUGCUAUGGAUCUGACAGGAGGUCAAAUCAAACCGGACACCCAACCAGCUUGCUGUGAUGUUGUUUACCGGCUUCCUUUUGGCAGAAGCUGUGUUGGUGGGUCUGAAAAAGAGGGUGUAAGGCCUCCUUCUGCCCCACCUCUCAGCUAUGACUCAGAUCCAGAGAGACAACCUGGAAGGUACCAUGAGUAUCCAAUGGAUGGGCGCAAGGCCUACACUCUGCCUUUCCCAGGCAGACUUCAGCCUUCAAUGUCUGAUACAAAUUUAGCUGAAGCCGGGCUGCAGUCCUAUCAUUCUAAACUAGAUCCACACCUUCAAGCCACUGGAGAGCUUGCCAUGGAUCUAACUGCAAUGAAGCAUGCCUAUGAUGGAGGUUAUAUGGGGAUGCAGUAUGGCUCUUAUACAGAUUUGCGCCACGGAGGGGAUAUCACAGCCCCAACUCUGCCUAUAAGGAGGUUUAAUUCCCUGUCAAACAUCAGUUCAGACUAUGGCUAUUCUGCUCGUGACAUAGCUAGCUUCCAGGAGUCCAACUUGGCUCAGUACAGUGCUACAACAGCCAGGGAAAUCAGUCGGAUGUGUGCAGCACUCAAUUCUAUGGAUAGGUAUGGAAGCAACCCAGACUUAAUGCAGUUUGGCAGUCUGGGGAGAGGGCCUGGGCCUGCGUCUUCCAGACUCGCAGCAGGUCUGGGAAUGAGACCAAAUCUCCUCUUUGGACCAGAUGGAAAGCCAAUCUCCCACAGUCAAGCACUAACCAACCUUAUCAAUGCCAGACAGGCCAGUCUCAGAGCCAUGUACCCUGCAGCCAUGAGGUCUGCUGAUGGAAUGAUCUACUCCACCAUCAACACACCUAUCGCCUCUACACUUCCCAUCACGACCCAGCCUGCUUCUGUGCUUCGUCCAUUAUUAAGAGGGGUCUAUAGGCCAUUCCCCUCUGCCAACAUGACACCUGUGCCUCUGUCUAGUCUUAGCAGACUACCAAUGACUCCCAGAAUGCCAUUAUCGGGACAAGCUCCAUUCCGUUACCCAGCACCAAGUCUUUUCCAGGUGGCUACAACCGCCACCACGACUGCUGCUGCAGCAAUUACCUCAGCACAAGUGAGUGCUCCAGUUACCAUUUCCAUGCCAACAACCACCUCUGUAGCCCAGGAUGCACCUGUGUACAUGGGCAAAGGUGCCACUGUUACCUCCUCAUCAGCAGUGGCCACCACAGCACCAGUGGUUGUCAUACCAACAGAGCCACAGCAGCAGCCAAUCAAUCUGUCCCAGGCCCACCUGCAAAGUCAACAACAGCAGCAGCAACAGGUGACAACCAGUCAGCAGCAAGCCCAGCCUCCUCCAGCAGCUCACGCCUACCCGCCCUCCGGCCCCACACACACACAUGGCUACACCCAACCUCCAAUAGCCCCAUCUGCCCCUACCAGUGGCAUCCCCAUUGGGGGUCUUCCUCCAUUCCCUCCACCAGGCUCUAUACACAAGGAGGGGGAAACAGAGGAGGAGAGGCUCCACCGUCAGCAGGAGCAGCUUCUGCAGAUGGAGAGAGAGCGUGUGGAGCUGGAGAAACUAAGGCAGCUGCGCCUCCAGGAGGAGCUGGAAAGAGAGAGGCUAGAGCUGAAGCUGCACAGGGAGAAGGAGCAGAUACUGGUUCAGAGAGAGAUACAGGAGCUACAGACCAUCAAGGAACAGGUUCUCCAGCAGCAGCAGCAGGAGCGUGAGAACCAGCUGGUUCUCCAGAGGGAGCAACUGGCCCAGCAGAAGUCACAGCUGGAUCAGAUCCAGUCUUUACAGCAGCAGCUCCAGCAGCAGCUUGAAGAGCAGAAAAGGCAGAAGACAGCAGCAGCAGCCGCUGCACUGGAUAUGAACGGCCAGCCCCUGCACCCCUACAUCGAGACUCAGAUGAGCUCCCGCUCGCUCCCCAACUCCUCGUCAGAGAUGUGUCUGAGGAGCCAGGAGGAGCACGCAGAGACCAGAAGCAACAUGAGGAAACACAGCUCCAUGACCAGGCUGACCAGGGACAGCCUGGACAGAGACGACAUGACGUUCUACGGCUCCCCCCGCAGGAUCGUGGACAGCUGUGUGCAGACGGAUGACGAAGACGGAGAGGAGAGGUACAUGAUGCGUCACCGCACCAGGAGGCGCGGUCGCAGCGUAGACUGCUCUGUCCAGACCGACGACGACGAGGACAAGGUGGAGUGGGAGCAGCCGGUUCGCCGAAGACGUUCCCGCUUCUCCCGGCACUCUGAGUCGAGCAGCACUGGCACCGGCACCGCCGCAACCACAGCCAUUGACAGCAAAACCGAUCCCUCCAAGAUGGCGUCUUCCAGUAUCGCCAUCCAGACCAUCAGAGAAAUGUCCUGCCAGACAGAAGUGGAACACCUGGGAAGAGUCUCCCCAGCGAUCCAUGUGACAGUACCAGACCCAAAUAAAGUGGAGAUCGUGCACUACAUCUCUGGACCCGAGCGGACCCAGAAAGGACAGUCUCUCGCGUGCCAGACAGAUCCGGAGGCCCAGUCGCAGGGGGUCGUAGCUCCCCAGCUCAGUGUCCCAACCACAGUCAGUCCAUAUUCUUCCUCUGCCACCUCGGGAACGCAGCAGUCUGGUGCUGUUGACCCUCUGGUCCAGCAGCGUCAGCAGCAGAUUGCAGCCAAUGCAGCCAAGUUUGAGCGCCGCCGUCCCGACCCGCUUGACAUCAACUACCAGCCUCACAACCACCUCCACAACGAGUCCAUCUCCAGUAUCAUCCGCCAGCAGCAAACAGCCCCCAAAUCCCCGCAGGUCCUCUACUCCCCAGUUUCACCGGUGUCCCCUCACCGCCUGCUGGAGACCUCCCUGUCCAGCGAGAGGCUGAACAAGGCCCACGUCACCCCUCAGCAGAAGUCCUACACGGCCGAGUCCCCCCAACGCCACUCCUCCAUGCCCCGGCCCAUCAAGAGCACCCAAAGGUCCAUGUCAGACCCCAAGCCCCUCAGCCCGACUACAGAUGAGCACACCAAAGCCAGGCUGUCCCUUUACCAACAACAGGCACUCCAGAGUCAGCUCGCGGCCCUACAGCAGAGCUCCCUUCUCCGUAAGGUAAAGCGGACCCUGCCCAGCCCUCCGCCAGAGGAGACUGCCACCUCAGCACAUCUGCCCAUGAUGACCCCUGCCCUUCCCCAGGUCUACCUGCCCUCCGUGCCCAGCCUCAAGCCCGGCUCCAGGCCCGGCUUGGCUGCCAAAGCCAGCCUCCUCAAAGACCUCACCCAUGAGCUGAAGGCCGUGGAGCAAGAGUCGACCAAACUGAGAAAGCAGCAAGCUGAACUAGAGGAGGAAGAAAAAGAGAUUGACGCUAAGCUGAGAUACCUUGAGCUGGGGAUACAUCAAAGAAAAGAGACACUAGUCAAAGAGAGAGAGAGGAGGGAUAUUGCCUAUCUGAGGUGUAUGGGUGACACCAGGGACUAUAUGUCUGAUAGUGAGUUGAAUAAUCUACGCCUAGCAGCUGCAGCAGCUUCAUAUGAAAGCAAUGGGCUGCUAACAGCCAGGCCAAGCACCGCCCCACUCAGCCAGUUCACCAGCGAUGUCAAUACUGCAGCCCAGUACCCACCCACCUCAUCCUUCCUCUCCUACCAGUACCCCCAGAGCCAACAAGCUGCACCAUCUCAACAAUCAAGUGCACCCUAUCCAUCUUCGACAUACAGCCAGCCUCCUUAUCCAUCAGUGUCUCAGUCCCAGGCGCUGCCACAGCCCACACCAAUCCAAAGCCACGUCCCCCCUCCAGCCCCAUCCUACCAAACUCAAACCUCCUACCCUUCCCACACCUACCCCCAGUCUCAGCCCCCAUACCCCCAGACAGACCUGGGGGUGCCAGCUGCACCUCAACCACAGCCCCAGCCAGGACACACUGGUUUCGGGCCCGCACCACCUGGCCAGCCCCCAUACCCCACCCACAGCUCACCCUAUCCCAGUGCUGUGUCCUACCCCAGCCAGACUACACCAUACCCUGGGCAGUCCCAAGCUGACAUCCUGACAGUCCACCCAGGAAGACCCAGGCAGACAUCACUGGCUGAUCUAGAGCACAAGAUGCCCACCAACUAUGAAACCAUCAGCAACCCCACAGUGGUGGUCACCACCACGGCCCAGGAUGCCACCUAUUCCAGUGCAGCCCCAUCUUAUGGUCAGUACACUGGUACGACAACCAUGGCCAGCUCCUACGGGCCCUAUGGCUCAGCACCGGUGUCCAGCAGCUAUGGUGGCUAUUCCACCAUGCCAGCCAGCACUUAUGGCCAGUAUACUUCGACCCCAGCUAGUACGUAUGGCCAGUACACCACAACGACAGCUAAUACUUAUGGCUACACCACCACCACAGCCAGCUCAUAUGGACAGUACACUUCUACAGUUUCCAAUGCAUAUGGUCAUUCUGUGGACAGUCCGUCCACUUACGGCACGGCAGAUGGGAUGUAUGGGGCUCCUGGAUUGGAGCAAAACAUCCCGCGGAACUACAUGAUGAUUGAUGAUGUAAGUGAGCUAACGGCGAAAGACGGGCUGGGCACGACGACAGGAGACAUGAUGCACCAUGGCAGCAGUGGGCGUUACCCAGGCGAUGUCCACGGCCACAGCACCACCGUUGGCGGGUCGACGCGCAGCGGCACUGGCAGCUCCUCGUACGGCAGGGCAGCAGAGGAGGAAGCGGCGAUGCAGGAAGAGCUAUACGACCACCACGGCAGGGGUAAGAGCAGCUACAGGCACGGACCUCUAGGGGGCAGCAGCAGCAGCAGCGUGAGCGCUAGCAUGGGUGGGGGAUCCUCCUAUUACUAUGACUACGACUACAAACAUGGCAGCAUCCGCUCCGGGGUACAGAAACCUUCACCGUCUUCCAGAAGCCUUCUGGCUCCUGCUGUCAUGUCCUCCAAGCGCAGCAAGCACAGGAAACUGGGGAGUAUGGAGCAGAAAAUCUCUAAGUUCUCCCCCAUUGAGGAGGCCCGGGACGUGGAGGCAGACCUGGCCUCCUAUUCUUCAGCGGCCGGCGGGGCUUUCCCCUCCUCUCGCAUCCGAGGCCGUCAGCUGAUCGAGGAUUACGGCUUCAAGAGGAGUACUUACGAGGGCAGCGGCACCGGCCACAGUAGCCGAUACUACGGUGUGAUGGUGGAGGAGGACGAUCGGAUUUACUAUACCUCCACUGGCCGCUCCCGUUCCACCGGCUACGGCAUGGACAAGAUCUCAGCCAAGGAUUACUCUGGGUACCGUAGCCGGUCCUAUGAGAGGGACGACCGCUCCUACCGGUCUGGCUACAGCCGGGGGCGCCACCCAACCCGGCAGUACUCUGAAGAGGAAAGCCCACUCAGUCCCCUGGGGAGGUUCAUGGGUUCUGGGCGUUCGUCAAGCUUAGGUCCUGACCCGUAUGACAGUCGCAGCAGUAGAUAUCAUUAUUAUUAUGGCCAGUAUGGUUCCAGCCACUCGCUGCCUGACGUACAAGACCACAUACGGGACCUUCCCCGGACCCAUGUCUACAAACCGGACGAUACAUACAUUAUAGACGAUUAUCAUUGCGCUGUGUCAGACAGCGAAGCCUACCAUCUGGGCCAGGAAGAGACUGACUGGUUCGAGAAGCCGCGCUCCAGUUCCCGACACUACAGCAGCCACUCGUCUGGGAGGAGCCGGCACAGUGUCAAACAUACCUACCAUGACUACGAUGAGCCUCCUGAGGAGGACUUGUGGCCCCAGGAUGACUAUGGUCACGGAGGGCGACAUUCUUCUUCCCGUGACCACCGGCACCAUGGCAGCUCCAGCCGGCACUCGUCAUCAUCACGCCACUCAGACGAGCCGAGGUCCUCAAGGUCGUCCAAGGGGCACCCCAAGGACCAAUCGAUGCGCCACGACCCCUCAGGGCGAUCAUCGUCGUCAGGGAGACGUGGGGAGUCACGGUCCGGAGGGUACCACUCCUCGGACUACUCUCGAGACCCAUCUGGGCACCACCAUGGACAGCGCUCAUCCAGACAGGGAGACCCUCACAGGUCCUCCCGCAGCAAGUCCCAGCAGCCUGCAGACCUCCAGGGCCAGCCGCCAGGCUCCUCCAGGUCUGGCAGCAGCUCUACCCGGGGACAGGGCCCUGCCGGAGGGCCCCCAGGAUCUGGACGACAGGCUGGUCCAGGCUCCCAGACAGACGGGGCUCCAGGACAGAGGACCCAGCUCCAACAGCAGGCCCAGACGUCGGCGGCCAGGCCAGGGCAGCCCGGUGCAGCGGGGACCACCGGGCCUCAGCAGCAGCCCCCUGCCCAGGGUCAAGGCAUGGGCAUGGGGCAGGGCCAGGCCAAGCCAGGGCAAAUGGGACCAGCUGGUGGACCCAUGGGCCAGGCCAGGCAGGCCGGUCCCACCGGCCCCACGCCAGCCACCACGGGCAAAAUCGACACGCCUCCAGUAACAGCCAUUGGAGCAAAAGCAGCGCCUGCUACAGCUGCAAAAACCCCACAACCCCCACUCACAGGCAUAGGCUCCAAGGCGGCUCCUAGGCCAGGAGGCAUCGGCAGUGCAGCAGCAGGUCAGCCCGGCAUGGAGGGAGAGGGCAUGUUCUCCAAGAUCCUGCCUGGAGGAGCAGCUGAGCAGGCCGGAAAACUAGGAGAAGCUAUCUCUGGAUUUGGCAAGAAGUUCACCUCUUUCUUCUGAGGUGCUGAGAUGAAGGAGUGUGUAAAUGUUUCAUGAGGAAGUCACAGGGCCUUGUACCAGAAAAACCUAUGAAGUUCCCCCGCUUUUAUUUUCCUUAAACGAGAGAGAGAGAGGAAGGAGGGAGAGAGAGAGACGAGCAGAGAGAGGAGAGCUGAGCAUACUGCCAACACGGACUGGAAACCCCAGGAUACCUCAUGUCCCAGGCCUGAGCACACGCUGGCAGAGAGAGCGCCCUGUUCUCUCUGGCAGGCCAGACAAUCACUCCAUCUUCUGAAGCAGUAACCCCACCCCUCCAGCCUCCCCAGCCAAAGAACCAAACACCACUGCUGCUCUGACAACCUUCACACCCUAAAACUAACCUACAGCAGCGCCACCCUCCACUCAUACGUGCUUAUGGAGAAAGAAAAAUGGGAGGCAAAAAAAAAAGGAAACAAGCCUGCAUGCCUUGAUUUUGCUGUUCUGCCUGCACGCCACCAGAGGGAGCUCCACUGCGACCGCUGAAAAUCACCACAACCACUGAAGACAUGCAGAAUCAACAGGAGGGCAGUUUGCCUCGUGCGACAUGAGCGCCAUCUAUUGAUUUGUCACCGCAGCUUCAGUGGAAGUGAAUGGACCGAUGAUGCUGCGCUAUUCCACUACGCUGACGACUCCACUGUUUUUAUGAGAGUCUGUUAUUGUUACUCACAGUGUAGAGGAGAUCGCAGCUUUACCGCAGGCAUGGAGGCAUGCUGGGAUCCUUGGGUCCAUGCUCCUGUGCUCAAACUUGGGAUAAAAACAACAACAACAACAAAGUCUCUCUCCCCUUUCCUUUCACCUUUCCAAAGGAAAACAAAAGUGGAAAAAAAAAAAAAAAAAAAGGAAUUGAACUCUCCGAGGUUCCUCACAGGUUUUUCUGCUACUAAUGACCCCUCAUUUCACCGCCGAUCAGGAAGGGAAUGGAGUAAUUUGGAGUUACAAUAAUGAAUGAAUAAGACAAUUAUAGCGACAUGACCGACACACAAAACAAGUAUGUUUUUCUUGUGUGUCUCUCUUUCCAUGGUUUGCUCUGUUUCUAUCUACAUUCCAGAUUGGAACUUUUUCAACUCCCUAAUCCUCAUCUCCCUGCGUUUUUUUGAAUGCUGACUUCUUUCUUUCUUUUUUUUCUUUUUCUUUCUUCCUUCUUCUUUACCCUUUCCUCGACCUUCUUGCCAUGUCUUUAAAGAAGUGUAUAGUGGGAAAAAAAAAUAGGAAUUUGGAAUGCAUGGAACUUUAUAUCCAAGACCUUACACUGUUCAUCAUUACUUAACAGAGGCCAUAAAGACACUGGAAAACACGUUUUAAAUAGAUGAAAUAAAAUAAUGACGAAGACGAAAGAUGUCACGGAAGGAAGAGGAAGUGACAACACAGGAAUCUGGCCACAGGACGAGGAGGAACCAUUGUUUUUCCAGAAAGGAGGGAAAGUUUUGAUUGAUUAUUUAAAAUGAAGCCGUACGCGGCCGGGUUGUUUUUCAGCCAUUACAAAGCCAUUAAGACAACAUUUACCUGCAAUGCUUGUGGUGAUGGUGUUUCUCCAAGUGCUCCACAACAUUUGGGUCUCAGAUAUUUUUCAUGUUGUUGUAGGCAGUUAUCAUUUGUUCAUUAUGUUUUCUUUUUUUUACAAUGUUUGUUUAAUUUGUCUGUUUUUUAUGUUACAGGUUAACUGUGUCGCCUUAAUCAUUUUUUUUUUACUGUUUUUAUGUUGAGGUAAAAGUGACAUAUUUUUAUUACUCCAUGUUUACCCACAGUAAUGCAUAUUUUCAUCGUGCCCUUUUUUACGUAAUAACUAUCAGCUGGAACACUGGCCACACUAAGAUUAAUUUAUAUUUUUGGAUUCACUUCAUGUUUGUAAUUAUUUAUUGUAUUAUUUUUUUGGAUUGUUUUUUAAUUUACGUUUUUUUAAUGUUUUGCUACCAUCAUCAAUCCUCUGUUGAUACUCUGGCUCUUUAAUUUACGAUUAGUAAUUAUAAAAGCAAUAGCAUAAGAGUAAGAAAGUAAAGAGCACAAUCUUGUGUCAUUUUAAAAGUUAGUGGAUCAGGAAUGUGUUGCCUCCGUCUGUCUAUUUUACCACUGAUGUACCACUCGAGUCUGACGAAAACAACAAAACGUACUACAGCUGAACUGAACACACCAUCAGAACAGGACCUCACCUGUAAACAGAGUGUGGUACUGCCCAGAUCUUCCCCUCCAACCAAUCGUGAGACGUUGAUGUCCUCUAUAAGCCAAUCAGUGGAUCGGAGUCGACUUGCUGCUCAUACGAGCUAGCUGGGAUGUGAAGUGAAAGCACUGCAGGACAGCAGAGAGGCACUGAAAAGCAGACCAGUCACACAUCGCCGCAGAAAUGGACUUUGACGGUGUCGCCUCCGGGGGGUUCGGGUCUCGAUGUGAUUGUUCUGACCUUCCGAGACAGACGUUUAUCGGAGUCUGCAAAGCGCAGCCGGGCUCCUUACACAUCAGCAUGUGUCUUCACUCUGUCAAAUGUGCACAGUGCACGUGUAAGCACACUCUGAAAUGGUGUCAAAGAGAAAAAUCAGCACUAACGUGACUGGAGAACCAGAUAACACACACUUGGUUGUGUCACAAAGUCACUCGCCUUUUGUUUUUUUUUUUUUUAUUUGUUUUCGUUUUCUAUCAUGGCGGCGUCCAGACCUGCAACCCAACCCCGACCCUCUCUCUAAGACUGUCAAUUGUCACGGAAACUUCUCAGGUCAGUGUUCUCCCUGCUGUUGCUCCUGCAGUGCAUUGUGGGAUCUGCGGUACGGUACUCAAAACACACUCUGUCCGGCCCAAACAUUAUGAGGCCUUCAAGAAACCAACGAACCAACCAACUUCUGCUGUAUAUUGUCUGUGUGUGAACGCUCGCUGGGAACCUUCGCAUGCCUCCCGGCGCAGAAAACCUCAAAGUCACUUCUAUAUUGUUCUGUUCCUAAUGUUUGUAUGUACGUAUGUAUGUGUGUGGGGGUUCUGUAUGCGUGUAUUGAACAACCAUCAUCCAAUGUGGAGAAAAAAAAAAAGACAAACAACAAAACAAACACACGAGUUCAACCACAAGAAAUGCAGUGGGCAGAAGAGGCGACCUCUCAUCUCCAACGUUCUAUGCAAUGAAUCCUAUUUGGAAAAUUGACAAAUGAGGAGGAAAAAGGAAGAGAAACACAAAUGUGGAAAAAAAAAAAAAAAAACAUUCAUUCAUUGUUUAUCACGCCUGAGUAUUAAUGACAUCAAGAUUGCUUUGUUUUGGCAUUCCUGCUUGAUAGAAACAAGGAGCAAAUUUGUUGGUAGAUGUUAUCUGUCAUCUGCUCAUUAGGAAACAAUGAAAAGGAUAUUUGUUUUAUUUGUGUUACAUUAACCUGCCAUGUUCAGGGUCCCCUCAACUCCCAAACUGGGAGCCUCUGUGGCCAAAGGGUCUCUCCAAAGAUGCAUUCAAGGUGACUGGGAAAUGGCAAGGUAGUGAUGCAUCCACCUUUAAAGAUGCAUGAGGAGAUGACAGUCUGAAAAUCCUUUGUGAUGCAGAAUAUUUGGAAAAAAUGUUGCACAAUUAAAGGUUCAUGUAAAUGACAAGGAAGUCUGCAAGGGGAAUGUGCAUCAAGAUAAGCAACAUUGGAUUUAUAUGAACAAAAAUCUAAAAUCAUACAAAAAAAAAAAAAAAAUGUGUUCAAAUUGACAAAAGUCCAUUAUCAAGGUGAAGUUAGAUGAGCAAAUGUAAAAGC